AUGUCAAAGGCGUGUACCCUGGAGAACGGCGUGCUGAACCUCGCGGUGCUGCGCGAGGACUCGCGGCGCGAGCUGUUCUCGAUCUUGGACUCCAUUGGCAAAGACAUUUGCUUCGUGCUGGACCCGGAGCUCAAUGGCCCGCUGAACCACGUGCUGGUGGACGGCACGGCCGUGCUCAAGGACCACGGCGUGAAGGACUUCCACGCGUUCGGCAAGAGCGUCAAGACGGGCUGUGAGCUCGUGCUGUUCCUCGUGCGGCCGUCGGUGCGGGCCACGCGGUACGUGGCCAAGUACAUUCGCGACCUCACCACGGAGCACAAGGCAGCGAAGCGCUUCUUCCUCUACUACGUGAGCCGCCGCACGCUCGUGUGCGACGAAGUGCUCAAGAAAGAAGGCGUGUUUGGCAGCGUCAGUGUCGGCGAGUACAAGCUCGACCUCAUUCCGUUCGACGACGACGUGCUCACGCUCGAGCUCGACGCGUGCUUCCGCGAGUUCUACGUCGACGGCGACAAGACCAACUUGCACACGGUGGCCGCGUCGCUCAUUAAGCUGCAGACGGUGUUUGGCAUGAUCCCGCACGUCAAGUACAAGGGAACGAUGGCCAAGGUCAUUUACCAGAUGAUGGCCCACUUUCGGCGCGAGCAAGAGGUCGCGGGCAACCCGAUUGGCGUGCUGGACCCAGAGAUUGACACGCUCGUGCUCAUGGACCGCAACGUCGAUCUCGUGACGCCCAUGUGCAGCCCCAUGACGUACGAAGGACUGCUGGACGAGACGCUGGGGAUCACGCACGGCUUUAUUACGGUCGAUGCCGAGCUCAUUGCCGACGACGAGGGACCCAAUGCGGGGAGUGCCGCGCGACCUGCACAAGUGUCGGUACCGCUCAACUCGAACGACAAGUUGUACGCAGAAGUGCGCGAUUACCACGUUGAACGGCUUGGAAUGAACCUGCAGCAACAGGCACGCGAGAUCCGCGAGCGGUACGACGAGUUUCGCAAAAACCGCGACGCUUCGAUCAGCGAGAUCCGGGAAUUCGUCAAGCGCAUUCCAGGUCUCAAGCAGAACUACCAGUCGCUGCAGCAACACAUCAACUUGGCCGAACUGAUCAAAAAGACCACUGACUCGAAGAGUUUCCGGGAUCUCAAGGACGCAGAGAACCUCGUGCUCACUGGCGAAACGAUCUUUGAACAGCUUGAGGAGCGCAUCGGGUUCCAGGAGCCGCUGCUUGGUGUCUUGCGCCAGCUCUGUCUGCAGUCUGUGGCUGCGGGCGGUAUCAAGACCAAAAACUACACGCACCUCAGUCGAGAGCUCGUGCAGACUUAUGGCUUUGAGAUGAUGCUGGCAAUGAGUAACUUGGAAAAAGCGGGGCUACUGAGUAAGCGCGAUACCCUGUGGAACGAUGCAAGCGGCUUUGGCCUCGCUUGUAAGUCGUUCCGCCUGAUCAACCAGGACGUGGACCCGCGCAAUCCGCGCGACUGUGCGUAUGUUAGUCGCAGUCACGCCGCUGGGUACGCCCCGCUAUCUGUUCGUAUUGUUGAGAGCGCGAUAAAGCCUCGUGGUUGGAGUGCUGUGCAGGAAGGCCUGCGCCAGCUGCCCGGGCCCUCAGGAGAGGUCUCGCAGACGACGAGCAAACAUCCACGUGAUGAUCCCGUGGCUUCUGCAGCCGCUUCGAAGCUGGACAACUUUGGCAGUGAGGAGCGCAAGGUCUUGCUCGUGUACUACCUCGGCGGCGUGACCUUUAUGGAGAUUGCUGCUUUGCGUCAUGUAUCCCGCCAGCCUGACUGCCCUUACGACAUCAUCGUGGCGACGACCAAGAUCAUCAACGGCGACACGCUGCUCAAGUCGUGCUUUGACAAGGAAGUACUGCGCUUGCUGAAGCUAUGA
Hyaloperonospora brassicae is the source of this 1881-nucleotide messenger RNA. NCBI's taxonomy places the organism in Eukaryota, Oomycota, Peronosporomycetes, Peronosporales, Peronosporaceae. The record is from the annotation of a GenBank genome assembly.